AGCUACGGAUGGGUCUCCAACAGCCACUCAGAUUUUUGUUAUUAUCAUUUGACAGGUUUACUCCCAUGCUAUGGUGUUGGCAUGGGUGUAGCAAUGAUGAUGCAACAAGCAACUUCAUUGACUGGCUCAUCGGUUGUACUUGAUGCGCAAGCCUUGGAAAAUCACAUACGUCGAGCCAAAGCCGAAGGCCGUACAGUUACAAUUGUGAAUGGCAAUCUUUAUAUCGAUUAUAAUUUUUUUGCACAAAUUCCACCGUAUUUUGAUAUGAAAGUUUGCUGA
Dracunculus medinensis (Guinea worm) is the source of this 279-nucleotide messenger RNA. NCBI's taxonomy places the organism in Eukaryota, Metazoa, Nematoda, Chromadorea, Rhabditida, Dracunculidae. The record is from the annotation of a GenBank genome assembly.